UUUUUUUUCACUGGCCACGUAGCUUUUUCGCCUUUUGUUUUAAUUACUUUUUUAUUUGUAUUUUUUUAUUUCGGCAAUGAUGAAUAAGAUUAAAUUCGUACGCUCGCUGUUCUCAAAGAGCAACCCAUCACCCGAAAACCUAAAGCUCACCACCGGUGUUCUCUACGAACUGCACCCGCCAGGCAGCAAAGUAACCCGAGUCUGUCUCUACAAAGACGCCGAAAUCUCCAUCCGCCGCACCAAAAUACCGCAUCAAUUCCAACUAGUUGUGCAAAAAGUCAUUGAAGAAGGCGAAGAGCCCCAGGACUCUGACGACGAGCUAGACGACGAGCGCGCAUUCCUCAUUGAUGUCGGACUCAAAUUCAUCAAUACCAAGUAUGAGGGCCACUUGGGGUUCAAAUGGAGAGAUCCUUUGAGUGCCACUGUGGGUGGCGGGUUUGAGUUUAUUGUAGAGUAUCCUACGGAUAGUGAUAAAGUGGUGAGAGACAAGUUUGCUUUGGCUGUUGCCAAGUGCGCGUGGGAACGUAUGCAUGAGAGGUCGUAUGAGGAAGGGGAGGAGGCAGAGUUUCAGAAGAUUGUCGAUGAUGCGGAGGCCGAGGACCUGGAGAAUCUGUUGAACAGCGUGACCAUCGACGAGUCUGACAUUCUGGCCGCAGUUGCCGAUCACAAGCCUGAUCUCACGCUGGUAAAGCAACAGCCGCCUCUCCGGAAGCCCAAGGAGCCUGCCGCACUGGCAAUGGGCAUAAUCACCGUUUCCGUUAUCGGCAGCCUCUUCCUUUUCGACCCCCACACUUCUGAAUUCGUGCUCCUGGAUAAGGAAGUAGCCCUGUCGGUUGUCGAGAUGUCCAAGUUCACGUACUUCAUCAACGUCAUCUCCAACAGGAAAAACUACGUGUCGCAGCUGGUGGAUCCUGAUAUGAACGCUGUUUUCAACAACGAACACCGCUCGUUGAUCUGGAACUACUUUGACUCCACAGGCUCUUAUUCGUUUUCGUUCAAGGCCGCCGACGAGAGGCAUUACGAGUCCCUGCAUCAGGGAAUGACCAAGGCCGCGUACGAGACGUUGAGCCGCGAGCCGUGGGGCAAGAUGAAGGAGGAUUCGCAGGACUACGUCCUGGAUGCCAAUGAGGAAGACCUGGAUGCUAUGCCUGUGCCCGCGCAGUGGAGCGAUGACGAUGACGAUGACGAUGACGAUGACGAUGACGAUGACGAUGACGACGACGAGGGCCAGGACGAGGAUGAAGUCGACCAAUCAUAUAGGAGAGUGCCUGUGCCCAAGGGUGUCAAGACAGGCCAGUACGGAGCGGAAUCAAAGUCUGAGUACUUUGAGGAGGAUUCUGAGGAUUCUGAGGAGGAUUCCAAGGACGAACGCUCCGCCUACGGCACUGGGUCUGAGGAUGAUGACUACAGUGGGUCCGAGGCCGAGCACGACAACGAUGGCGACGCCAAGAACUCGACGCUCGCCGUGGGAUACAAGCACGGGCGCUCCUUUGUUGUCCGCGGCAGCCGCAUCGGUGUCUUCAAGCACACGAACAAGGACGGGAUCAAGUUUGACACGACCAUUAACAAGAUUGACGACACACGCGGCAAUAGGUUCACGCCCACCUCAGCCAUGCUCCACCAACAGGACUCGGCACUAAUCCUGAGUGACGCUGCCAAUCCGCACGCCUGUACAAGAUGGAUCUGGAGUACGGCAAGCUCCAAGUACAGCCAGAUGACUGAUAAUCAGACGGUGGUCGGGCUGAGCCACAAUAUGCUGUACCGGAUUGAUCCGCGCGUGGGCGGUGGCGGAAACCAGGGUGAUUUGAUUGUGCAGAAAGAGCUGCAGUCGUAUACGACAAAGAGCCAUUUCACUGCCCUGGCGACGACCGAGGACGGCGCUAUUGCCGUUGCUAGCGCCAAUGGAGCCAUCCGCCUGUUUGACCGCCUGUGCGUACGUGCAAAGACCUCACUGCCAGCCCUGGGCGAGCCUAUCUGGGCAUCGACAUACCUCCCCCCCUCCAGCCCUGGCUCCAAUGCUUCCAAGAAAAAGUCAACACCUGCUGCCGCAAAUUCACUUGACACGGACAAGUUGGUAACCGGGUUCCAAAAGGCAUUCCCGCAGAGCCAAAAGCCCUCCCCCCGCCGGCUGCAGCUCAGGCCCGAGCAUAGGACCAUUGUUACAAGUACCGGUCCGUUUGUCAUCACUUGGAACUUGCACAAGGCGCUGAGAAAAGGUGGGAGUGGAGACGCGUAUCAGAUUAAGCAGUAUAAGGAUACUGUAGUUGCUGAUAACUUUAGGUUUGGUCAGGAUCGGUCGAUUGUGGUUGCUUUGCCGGAUGACGUGCAGACUGUGAGGAGGUCGCAGAUGGCGAAGCCAACAAGGGAGAGUCUGAUGCUUCAGUCGUCGGCUGCUGCUUUGGCUAGAGACAAAGUGGUGGAUGAACCAAAGUAUUGAAUAGUAUGGUAUGGUAUGGUUUGGUUUGGUUUGAUUUGGUUUGGUUUGGUUUGGGUUUUUUGUUUAAUUCAUUUUUAUAUUUUUUAUCAACACAUUUUUUAUUUAG
Molecule: messenger RNA, 2543 nt
Organism: Kickxella alabastrina
Lineage: Eukaryota; Fungi; Kickxellomycota; Kickxellomycetes; Kickxellales; Kickxellaceae
Product: VID27 cytoplasmic protein-domain-containing protein
Exons: 5
Coding region: 77-2437 (786 amino acids)
Cellular component (GO): cytoplasm; nucleus
Source: RefSeq, a predicted model, not a curated record